This is a messenger RNA of Saccharomycodes ludwigii, 2283 nucleotides long. RefSeq names its product Mak10p (gene MAK10). Gene Ontology annotation, cellular component: NatC complex. The record is from RefSeq and is a predicted model, not a curated record. Bases 1 to 2283 code for a protein of 760 amino acids. Gene Ontology annotation, biological process: N-terminal peptidyl-methionine acetylation. NCBI's taxonomy places the organism in Eukaryota, Fungi, Ascomycota, Saccharomycetes, Saccharomycodales, Saccharomycodaceae. The transcript has a single exon.
AUGAAUAAUGAAAAAAGUGGAGAAAGUUUAAACUUGAAUGAUUCAUUUCAAAAACUGACACUAUCUUCUGAUAACAUUGAAGAAUCUUAUGCUGAUAUCACACAAUUAUUAAAAGACCUUUCAUCAAAAUUAGAGCCAAAGACUAUUGUUAAAUCACCAUUGUUUGAUUUAUUUCAAGGGACCCAUGCGCUGGAAAUUAAUAACGCCAAAUUAGAUACCGGUCUUAUCGAAAACUCCGAAGAAGAAUUAUUAUUUGAUACAAGUAAGAUACCAACAGGUGAAAACGAACUCCAAAUAGUCACUAGUAUUUUAGACAAGUUAUUUAAAUUAUUGGUUGUUUGGUUGGAUGAAUCACAAAGUUUAAGUAGCACCAUCCUAAGUUGUAGAUAUGUGGAAACAAUCUUGAUUUAUUACAGCAAGCACCUAACCAUAUUACCUUCAUUUAACACUGGAUCCGAAAACUUUGACUUUAUUUUGAAAAGUGGGGUCUGUGGAAUUUUAUAUUUUGUAAAGUUUAUUUGUUUUUUAACUUCACAAGGCGUUCUUUUAGAGGAAGAAGACAUUAAUACCCAUUCUUUAGAUAUAAAUAUUUUCCAAAAUAUGGAUAGCCCAGAUGAAAUUAUACACUUAUUAAAUAUUUCAAUUGAAAAAUUAUCAAUUACCAAAAAUUAUGAAUUGAUACUUUUAUUGAAAAUUAUCCUUGGAUUAACCAAAAUUGAAAAAAUUUUUUUCCCAUCCUCACCGAAGGCACAAACUGAGGGGUUAGUUGUGCUAGAUUCAAUCGAAGAAGAUUGUAGAAAUAUUAUUAGGCUGAAUCCACAUCAUGAAGUUCCAAAGGGUUCAUUUUCUAACUUGAUCCAGAAAAACUUAAAUAAUUUUGCUACACCCAGAGAUGUUGCAUCUACAGAAGGCGACUGCUAUCAAAACAUUGUGAGAAUGGUUCAAGAUGUUAAAGUAAUUCUGAAAUUAGACACUGCUAAAAAUUCAAUGGAAAUUGAAAGAUUUGCUGAAUAUUUUAAUUUGCUAGAACAAAAGCACCCAUUGGCGAGAGCUAUAUUCCCCCUCUAUUUAAUGCGGAGUGACCAAUCGAUACUAGGGAACAAAACAUUUUUUGAAUUCUUGUUUGAACAGAUGAAAGAAAUUAUUCCUAUAGUCCAUGACGAAAAAAUAGAACAAUUAUUACAAGAUAGACAUGCUGACUGCGAAAAUUUGUGUUGCGUUUUGUUUGAAUGGUAUCAAAACAAUUCUUUAAAUAAAUGCAGGAUCAGACAAGGCUUUAGUAAACAAAUGUUAUUAUGGGAUUCAGCUCAGGCUAAUUUGCAAGACUUAGAUGCUUCAGACAAUAAUGCCGACUUUUAUCCCAAUAUCAACAGUUGGAUCUAUUUAAAAAAAUUAAAAACCAUGAUUGAUUUCCAAUUGAAAGGGUUUGAAUUGGAGUUGUAUAAAACUUGGGAGUCUUUUAGUAUCUUUUGGAGUUGCUAUUGUCUCUUGCGCCACAAAGAAAUUUUAUUAACUAGUAUUUUAGAUUAUAUUUCUAAAGAAACCAGUCAUAUUAAAAAUAUAAAUAAAAAGGCUAAAAAACUACAAGGCGAGAGGAGGGAGAAAAUGAAAAAACAGUACAAGUUAAUGGUGAAUACUGUCAUGCCCGAAUUAAUUAAAACGGGGAAAAAUAUUCAAUUCGAACUAAUGAAUAAUAAUAUCUGUAAAAAAUUAUGCCUUGUAGAACUUAUUCAAUUUGGAAUAUUGAAGUCAUAUAAUAAAGUAGACAAUAAACUAUCUAGUUCUAUGGCUUGGAACGACCCAGAGUUAUUGCAUAAUCUACGAUUUAAAAGUUUCCAAAGCAUUGGAAUUCCUGAGUUGCCAAGUUUCAAAGAAUAUAACCAGGCACUAGAAGAAUUGCUAAUUCCAGAAUCUCUGUUAGAUGUUAAAUUGGUCCAAACGGUUGAUUUUAUAGAUAAAGAGUUACUAGAGGUUAAACAUGGUAUUGAACAGAUCUUGAAAAGCAUUGGAACUUCCAGAAAGGGUAAAAAUAGUGAUGAUUUGUUUAAAACAAAUUUAAAUUUAGUGUUGGAAGAAUCUUUUGUAUGGUAUACCAGCUUACUAAAUUCAGUAUCUGAAUUAAAGAUUAAUGCACAUGGUUUUAUAAAAAAUCUUUCUGCCAAUAGUAAAAAGGAUAAAAGCGAAUGUAGAGUAGAAUUGGUAAUUCCUGAUAAAUGUAAUCCAAUGUUUCCAAUUCUUAAACUUUAUAGUGGUAACAAUAGUAAUAGUAUGCGUGUGAAUUAA